AGCUCCGGGACGGCGGCGAGUACACACGGACGAGCGAGCCCGCGAGCAGGCCCGAGGCCAGCGAUGCUGUGGUUCCAGGGUGCCAUUCCUGCCGCUAUCGCGUCGGCGAAGAGGAGCGGCGCGGUAUUCGUGGUCUUCGUGGCAGGUGAUGAUGAACAGUCUACACAGAUGGCAGCAAGUUGGGAAGAUGAGAAAGUGACCGAAGCAUCUUCAGAUAGUUUUGUUGCUAUUAAAAUUGAUACCAAAAGUGAAGCCUGCCUACAGUUUUCACAAAUCUAUCCUGUAGUGUGUGUUCCAUCCAGUUUCUUUAUUGGAGACAGUGGUAUCCCUUUGGAAGUAAUAGCAGGAAGUAUUUCUGCAGAUGAACUUGUUAUGAGAAUUCACAAAGUCCAACAGAUGCACUCAUUAAGAGGUGAAAUGUCAGCUGCAAAUGGCAGCCAGUCUGAAAGUUCAGUGUCUACUCCAUCUGCCUCAUUUGAACCUAAUGACACUUCUGAAAACUCUCAGUCGGGGGAUAUAGAGCUUUGCCAAACACCUAUCACUUCUGCUGAUACAAAAUCAGAUACUCUAACAGGAGGAGAAAGCUCGGGCCAUCCAGCUGCCUCUCAGGAGCCCAAUGAAUGUUCAGAUCAGAGACCUGCAGAGGACCUCACUGUCAGAGUGGAAAGACUAACAAAAAAACUUGAAGAAAGGAGAGAAGAAAAAAAGAGAGAAGAAGAACAGAGAGAGAUUAAGAAGGAAAUUGAAAGGAGAAAAACUGGAAAGGAAAUGUUGGACUAUAAAAGAAAACAAGAAGAAGAAUUAACAAAAAGAAUGUUGGAAGAAAGAAGCAGAGAAAAGGCAGAAGAUAGGGCAGCUCGAGAACGGAUAAAACAGCAAAUUGCUUUGGAUCGUGCGGAAAGAGCUGCUCGUUUUGCAAAGACAAAAGAAGAAGUAGAGGCUGCCAGAGCUGCUGCCUUGCUGGCCAAACAAGCAGAAAUGGAAGGCAAGAGGGAAUCAUAUGCUCGAGAAAGAAGCACCAUUGCAAGAAUCCAGUUUCGUCUGCCUGAUGGCUCUUCCUUUACAAAUCAGUUUUCUUCUGAUGCUCCUCUAGAAGAAGCAAGACAGUUUGAAGCACAGACAGUUGGCAACACUUACGGUAAUUUUUCAUUAGCAACCAUGUUUCCCAGGAGAGAAUUUACCAAAGAAGAUUAUAAAAAGAAAUUGCUAGAUUUGGAACUUGCCCCAAGUGCUUCAGUGGUUCUGUUACCAGCAGGAAGACCAGCUACAUCCCUCGUGCACUCCUCCAGUGGAGACAUUUGGACAUUGUUGGGGACAGUACUUUACCCAUUUCUUGCCAUCUGGAGAUUGAUUAGCAACUUCUUAUUUAGUACUCCUCCUUCUACACAGACUUCAGUGAGAACGCCAUCACCAGAACCUUCAAACCUUACAUCAUCUGGCAAAUCAGAAAAAAGGGAACCAGUCAGAAAAAGAGUUCUGGAAAAACGAGGAGAAGACUUCAAAAAAGAGGGAAAGAUUUACAGAUUGAGAACUCAAGAUGAUGGUGAAGAUGAAAACAACACUUGGAAUGGAAAUUCUACUCAGCAGAUGUAGUGUGACAAGUUAAAAUAAGUAUAGUAAUCAUUGUUUCUCUUACUCUACUGGAGAAGUGGGUCUGCUUUACGUUUUCCAACUGAUCUAUAAAGUGUCUCUAUUCCUGCUUAGUGGGUAUGGGUUAAAGUGUUUAACUCAAAAAAGUCAAGACAUAAAAUAACUGGCUGCUAGGUCCUUGCAUACAGUAACAAUUGCUAGAUGCCUAAAAAUCAAAAGGUCUGCCAUGGCCUCCUCUCUGAGAUAUCAGCCGCUUCUUCAGUAUUUUAUAUACCCGUUAGCCCUGCGUUCUCAGAUGACAUGUUUUGUGUAAAAUACCUUUUAUCUUCAAGACUCUUUAAAUCCACACAAAGUAACUGGAAUGUCACUGAGUAAUUUGACUCCUAGAGCAUUUUAACUAGCCAAUCAGAUGAUAACGUAUGUUUAACUUUUCUCUUUUUGCUCAUCAGCUGGAAGCAAAAUCUUGUAGGUUUUAAUCUUAAAUACUGAAUAAAAAAUCUUUUCCAAAAAUGAGAAUGAUCUUAUUUUUGCUUUAAGCAUCUUGUUAUUAUAUAGGGUUCUGUUGAAGUUAUGCUUCUUUGACGCCCCCCCCCCCCAUUCCUAAGCUAUCUCAGUAAAAUAGCAGGCUACUUUACUUUAAAUAUCACUGAAGGAAAGACAUUUU
This is a messenger RNA of Octodon degus (degu), 2254 nucleotides long. Its product is annotated as UBX domain-containing protein 4. The record is from RefSeq and is a predicted model, not a curated record. Lineage: Eukaryota; Metazoa; Chordata; Mammalia; Rodentia; Octodontidae. The transcript has a single exon. Bases 64 to 1593 code for a protein of 509 amino acids. Gene Ontology annotation, molecular function: protein binding.